GUUUAAUUUUGACUCGUGUCGGAGAGAAUCAUGGUGAAAUUUUUGUACAUUUUUGCGUGUCUUUCUGUUGUUUUUAGUUGUGCCAAUGCAGACCACGUUAUAGAGUUAAUUAACGGCACAAUUAAAAUAACGGUUGGAACAACAGCAGGAUGUAGUGCUACAGUGAGAUUUUUUAACGAGCACCUGGUCGAAACGUACGAGACAUACAAAGAAUUCUUGCGUCUAGAAUUUGUACCUUGGGGCAGAUCCUCUUACGAUGAAAAUGGAACGAUGAAUUGUCAGUUUGGACCUAGAGAUUGCUUUGCGAACCGUGUCCACAGAUGCGCUUUGAAUUUGUUGAGUGGCAACCAAGACGCCCAAAUGAUGUACAUGACUUGUGAAUUUACCACGCCCUUCCCUGCGUUUAGUGGCUCCUACCUUUGUGCUAAUGCCAUUGGUAUUAAUUUAGUAGACCUUGAUUACUGUGUUACUACUACUGGACACGAUUUGGAUUUGGCAGCUCAAGAAGCAGCUCGUGAACCCGUCGAAAUAUUACAUUACAUUCCUACUGUCCAUUUCAAUGACGUUGCAGAUCGAGAUUUACGUACCCAAGCUGUUCGAAGAUUAAAGAGCCUGAUUUGUUUCGCUUUGGCUGAAGACGAGAGUACUGGUGUUACCAGCUGUCUGAUUUAAGAACCAGUUAAGAUUCGAUUAAGACCGACUGUGACGUUUUGUUGACUUUUGAAAUUAAAAACUUACAUUCUGA
This is a messenger RNA of Hyposmocoma kahamanoa, 745 nucleotides long. RefSeq names its product GILT-like protein 1. The coding region runs from base 31 to 672 and encodes 213 amino acids. Gene Ontology annotation, molecular function: oxidoreductase activity, acting on a sulfur group of donors, disulfide as acceptor. The record is from RefSeq and is a predicted model, not a curated record. NCBI's taxonomy places the organism in Eukaryota, Metazoa, Arthropoda, Insecta, Lepidoptera, Cosmopterigidae. The transcript has a single exon.